Molecule: messenger RNA, 3193 nt
Organism: Rhincodon typus (whale shark)
Lineage: Eukaryota; Metazoa; Chordata; Chondrichthyes; Orectolobiformes; Rhincodontidae
Gene: pdzd11
Product: PDZ domain containing 11
Exons: 7
Coding region: 876-1391 (171 amino acids)
Biological process (GO): maintenance of epithelial cell apical/basal polarity; neurotransmitter secretion; protein localization to basolateral plasma membrane
Cellular component (GO): synapse; basolateral plasma membrane; cell-cell junction
Molecular function (GO): protein binding
Source: RefSeq, a predicted model, not a curated record
CCGAGUUCAAAUUGUAGUCACGUGAUUAGCGGUCGGCAGUAGGUCACUGCGGUUCCUGCACCGAGUGGUGGAGGUAUCCCGAGGCAACGGUUAGUUUGUCGUGGCUGUCCUGGUCCUUUCCCGGCUGUGGUCAGCCUCCUGCCCGGAAUGAUGUUGAUCUGAGCUCCAGGCCUUGUUUUCCAGAAAUCCGGAAAGGUUGCGUUUCGGGAAAUUUCCUUUUCGAUUCCCCCUCCCGCUUCUUUGCCUUGUUUACUGCUUUAUAAACAGACCCGUGGCGUUAGUGUGUGCAUGUGGCCAGCCCAACUCAGCUUGGAAGGAAGGUCAUACCCCUCUCGGUAUUUCUGAUAACUGGCAUUAAAGUAAGUUUAAAUUGCUGCACUUUAACAGGCUGCGGCCUGUGUGCUGGCCGGAUUUUUACGCAGAUGUUUUAUUUGUUUUUUAAAAACAAGUCGUGGAAAAGCUUGCGGCUUUAAAGGGGACAGAUUAUGGCUGCUCCUCAGACAUUUUCUGCUGAUGAAAAUUGAAUGUUUACAAUAAAAUCGAGGAAAGGAAAUAGAUAUUUUAAACGGCAAAUUGUUGAAACAUCAACUAAAGACCUGGAAUGUGACGUUUGAAGGAGAAGAAAUAAUUCUUUGCUGACUUUCGCUAAUUUUAGAAUAGGAUGUGACAUUAAAAGGCCAGGCAACUGACUGAAAAUGGUAAAUGUGGGUCAGCACAAUAAUGGCAUAACAGUAGAAAUCGAAAGAACUGCAGCUGCUGUAAAUCUGAAACAAAAACAGAAAUUACUGGAAAAGCUCAGCAGUUCUGGCAGCAUUUGUGGAGAGAAAUCAGAGUUAAUGUUUUGAGUCUGGUGACCCUCGGAACAGAAGGAUUUGAUGAACACUCUUUACUGUUUAAGAUUUCCAGCAUCUAUUUUAGUGGAUUCUUUCAGAGAUUGUAAACCAAUGUCAAACCGAGUAUACGCAGACCCAAAAGGCAAUUAUGAUGACUAUCAGUAUCCAGUAGUAUUCUUGCCACCAUAUGAGAAUCCACCUCCAUGGAUCCCUGUGCAGGAGCGGUUACAUCACUCAGAUUACAACAAUGAACUGACCCAGUUUUUACCUCGAAUAAUCCAGUUGAAGAAACCCUCUGGGGCUCAGCUGGGAUUCAACAUUCGAGGGGGCAAGGCCUCUCAGCUUGGCAUCUUCAUAUCGAAGGUGAUUCCUGAUUCCGAUGCAGAUCAUGCAGGGUUGCAGGAGGGUGAUCAGGUCCUUGCUGUGAAUGACAUUGACUUUCAGGACAUCGAGCAUAGCAAGGCUGUUGAAAUCUUGAAAUCUGCCAAAGAAAUUACCAUGCGGGUUCGCUACUUUCCGUACAACUUCCGCAGGCAGAAGGAAAGGACAGUUCAUUAAAAGGAGGUCCUGCUCUGUUUUGAGAUCUCUGCCUUAGAGAUUAUUGAAACGUUUGGUACUUCGAAGAUGUCUGGUCAAAUGGUUCAAUAGCUAGAGAGAUUCUGAAAUGUGGGUUUUCUGUUUGGGAUUUAUAAAAUGCCUCCUGCAUUUAUUUGACAUUUCUAGGAUUUAGUCAUUUCUGUCAAUGUAAAGUGUUAGGCUAUUUUGGGGAAAACUGCAAUGAUUGCGAAUUCUUGAAGUGAAAUUCAGACAGUGCCUGGUUCUGCAACUGUCUUGGGAAUCUAAAAGGAGUCUUAAACCUGAUAUUGUCAGAAGCCCAAUCACUGCCACUGUUUUGCUUAUCCCUAUGUAGGAUUGUCUUUCAAAGACACAUGACUCCAUUAGUUUUGUUACACAAGGUUGAAGUCUGUUGAUUCAGUACCGUAUCUUGUGACAAUAAGGGCACAAUUUUGUAUGUUAUUGCCACUGUUUAUAAUGCUUUCUACAGGUUGCACAACCAAGAAACUACUGUCUUUCUUUUCUGUUUAGCACUGGGAGCCGGUAGUCUACGCUAAAUAAGUAUAUCUUUCAAAGCAGUAAUGUAAACAGUUACAAUUGUCCAGCUGAUAGUUAGUGGGUGUCUGAGAGCAGUUAACAUUUGAGGUGAAUAUCAGUUGUCGAGUAGAUUGUAAAUAGUUCGAACUGUCACAUAGCAUUGCUUGACCCAUUCCGGAUUUAACUGCAUCUGUUUCAGUUCUUUCACUAUAGAUAGUUGCAGUAUCAUCGUGAAGUAAUUGCAGGAUUAUGGUGCAGCCUCUUGGAUAUGUAAACUUUUAGAACAUGACCCUCACAAUUUAUUGAAUCAAAUCCUUGAUCAGAUGGCUGAAUGCAAUGUGUGGUUUUUGAUUUUUUUUCCUUGGAUUUAUCUGGCAAUAAAGACCAUGACACAGGCCCUCUGGCAUGUCUAAAGCCAAAACAUUGACUCUGGGAGGAAAUCCUGAAGCACAGGAAGUAAGUGAUUCAGAAAAAUGCACAUCAGGAUCUUCUCUGUGGAAAAGAGGGGAAAUCCUUGAUAGAUAAAUCAGCCUCUGAAAACUAUCUUCUUGAAAAUAGUUAAUUGUUGCAUGUGGUAAAUAUAAUUUUGGGAUAUACUAUGGAUAAUACACAAUAAAUGUGUACAUUUGUUAAACUUUUGAACCUCUUCUAAUCAUUUGAUUUGUUGAUCAUGUGAAAAUGAGCAGAUUUCAAGUAGAGCUUUGACUCAUGUUCUAUUAAACAGCCUUAAUUGUCCUUGUAUACCAUCUGCUGUACACAACUACAAACUGGAGAAAUAUUAACUAUUUCACAAUCUGAAAAUCAACUCUUGUUUUAAAUGAUGCAAAGCAUGUGGUUUUAUUUCAUCAAUGUAAGUUUGUUCUGCUGCAAUUUUUGUUACAGUCUGUUUAGUUAUAAUAUCUACUGAAGAAAAGCACAGUGGAAUAAAAGUAGAGUAUCUUUAGUCCAAAAAGGAAUUUAGUUCCUUUUUAAAAUAGAUACAUUUAAGUCUAUUUUGUGUGGCAUCUGAUUUUUGGAAGGCUGCUCAGUUUAGAGUCUUUUAAAGAAAAAGAACAAACAUUGUCAUUGUGAUGUUGACACAACAACAAGAAUCCUAGUAUCAGCAUUGAUUGGGGGCCUACAUUGACUAUUGGAGAUGUCAUCAAGAAAGAAUCACAAAUCAUUAUUUGCCAGAAUCAAUUGUUGAGGAAACAUCUUUACUUCACAUGUAUACUAACCUUCGACAUCAAAAAAGAGGAAUUAAUUCUUUAGUAAAGUCUCUUCUACUA